GCUGGGUCCAGCUCAGUUCCUCUUUCUGACUGUAACUGCAUCAAUUGCCAACUAACAGGAUUCACUGGAAAAAGAUCUCAUCCUUAGAUCCCCAAAGAGACCAUCCAGACCAUUAUCACCAGGUUGUCCACCUUAUCCACGAAGUUGAACUUUUCUAAGCAAGCAAACACUUUUUGCACAAUGGAGCAGCAAUUUGAUUACUCAGGAGGUAAUGUGUCAAUCCAAGAUAUAUAUGAAUAUGAUAUAGGUAAUGCAUCAAUCCAAGAUAUAUAUGACUACUCUGAUAUUUGGGAAACAUACCACUGGAUAGGUCAGGAGACCUUAAUUGCUCCAAAUAUUUCUACAGUACAAGAAUUCCUUCCUUUUCCUAAUGAUCAACUGUUCGAUAAUUUAACACGAAAUCUUAUCGAUGGGUUCAUUGUCCUUAUUUGCAUUUUAGGCCUGGUGGGAAAUGGAAGGACCAUUUACCUCCUGGCCUUUUCCAUUAAGAGGAAUUCUUUCACCACUUUCAUUCUGAAUCUCUCCAUGGCUGAUUUUGGGGUCCUCGCAUCCCUCAUUAUGACAGAAAUAUUUGUGAUCGUCUUAACUCUGAAUCAAAGAACAUAUGUGGUUGAUACCUUUUUCUUGUUAUUUUUUGAGCUCUUUUUCUUCACCUAUUCUGCUAGCCAGUUUCUGCUGACGGCCAUCAGCCUGGACAGGUGUGUGGCGGUCCUCUUCCCACUCUGGCAUCGCUGCCAUCGUCCUCCAUAUCUGUCCACCCUGGUUUGUGGCCUCAUCUGGAUCCUCUCCUUCCUAAUCUCUGUGGUGCACUUCCUUCUCCACCAGACCAAGACUUUUGGAAGUUCACCUUUGUUAUACCAGUUGAUUGUGAAUGGUUUACUUUGUACACCUCUCAUGGUUGUCUCCACUGUGACUCUCUGGAUUCACAUGAGGUCUAAAUCGCAACGCAGUCAAAGAAAGUUGCUCACCACCAUUUUUCUAGCUCUUCUUUUCUUCCUCCUCUUUUCUCUCCCAAUGAAUGUCUUUUAUGUCAUUCAUUAUUUUGAUACCUAUAAUCUCCUCCUCAUGACCAUUGGGAUAGGAUGCGCCUCUCUCAACAGCAGCAUCAACCCUCUCCUUUAUUUUUUCAUUGGGAGGAAGCAGAGAGGAAAGGACCAGCCCAGAGCAUCAUACAAGGUUGCUCUGCAAAGAGUCUUCAAGGAUGAGAAGGGCAGCCCAGAAGAGCAGCAAACCAUGAAGGAAGACCAGUUGUGA
Crotalus tigris (Tiger rattlesnake) is the source of this 1254-nucleotide messenger RNA. RefSeq names its product proto-oncogene Mas-like. Gene Ontology annotation, cellular component: membrane. The transcript is spliced from 4 exons. The record is from RefSeq and is a predicted model, not a curated record. Gene Ontology annotation, biological process: G protein-coupled receptor signaling pathway. Bases 181 to 1254 code for a protein of 357 amino acids. NCBI's taxonomy places the organism in Eukaryota, Metazoa, Chordata, Lepidosauria, Squamata, Viperidae. Gene Ontology annotation, molecular function: G protein-coupled receptor activity.